This is a messenger RNA of Capsicum annuum, 735 nucleotides long. Its product is annotated as class V chitinase-like. The record is from RefSeq and is a predicted model, not a curated record. Gene Ontology annotation, molecular function: chitinase activity; chitin binding. NCBI's taxonomy places the organism in Eukaryota, Viridiplantae, Streptophyta, Magnoliopsida, Solanales, Solanaceae. Gene Ontology annotation, cellular component: extracellular region. Gene Ontology annotation, biological process: chitin catabolic process; carbohydrate metabolic process.
GUUGAAACAAGUUAUAAAAUCCAGAAUUUCAUAUUGAUUUUCCAAAGUGCACCAUGAGUUUCUAGGAAAGCAACCAAAAAAGCUUUCCAACACAAAGGGACAAUACAAACUACACAUUGACCAAUUCAUCUUUUACAAGCAAAGGGGGUCAGGCAACUCAACAAUAUAGUCUUGAGACCUUUUACCAGGAAGUUUACUACAUGAUUGAAAGUUAAACAUGUAGUGCAAAAUACUAUUCCUUACUUGACUUGAAAUCUUUAGCAUAGAUAGGAAUCGAACUGUCUCAUGAAGCCUUUUUACUUCAAAAUGUCUUCAAAAAGCCUAUUUUCCUUCCUCUUUCUACUAGUCCUUCCAUUUUCGAGUUCGUCGGAUACAGCAGGUUGGAUAAAAUCUGGUUUCUGGUAUGCUGGCAGUGAUCUUGCAGUACCUGAAAUACCUUCUACUAUGUUCACACAUCUUCAUUUUGCCUUUGCAUAUAUCAACGCUUCGAGUUUCGAGCUUUACAUAUCUUACUCAGAUGAACCAUAUAUUUCAACCUUCUCAGAAACUGUGAAGAAAACUAAUCCCUCAGUUAUCACUCUUCUAUCCAUAUGGGGAGGAAGGGAUAAAUCACCUGACUUUUUCGCGAUGACUAGCCAGUUUUCGCGUAGGAAAUCUUUCAUCACAACGUCAAUAAGAACUGCUCGACAAUAUGGAUUUCAAGGGCUGGAGCUUAAUGGUGUCAACCCAAAUACA